AAUUGGCUAGUCCACAUCCUCUGGUCGGGUCUUUGGAAAACAGGUAGGCGCUAGGAAGCUAAUACGCAUAAAGGUGUGGGAAGUUUAAUUGUUUCCAUUUUCAGCCAUUUCUUCCUCAGCGAUGUGAGCCUCCGCCAAAGUUCCAAACUUUCUCUCCAUUGCCGAACACCCAUCUCCUCCCUCGCUCUCUGCAUGUUCGUCUUCUCACUUUGAGAGCCUGGAGACGAACGGGGAGUGAAUUCCAAGUGACACCCAAGUUGGAUCUGGUUGAGACUUUUUGUCAUUCUUUGGUUGUUUUGGGCUGCUGAGUUGGCGAUUCUUGUGAAGAGGGGAAGAGGAUCGGACAUGGGUAUGGCUGCUCAAGAAGCAAUCAGGCAAUUGCAGUCUUUGAUGGAAGAAGUGGACGAGCCACUAAGGCGUACAUAUGAGAAUAUCCACCAAGGGUAUCCUAAUGAAACUUUGGUGCGGUUUUUGAAAGCAAGAGACUGGAAUGUUCCAAAAACCUAUGAAAUGUUGGUAGACUGUCUAAAGUGGAGGAUUGAAAAUGAGAUCGACAAUAUUUUGGCGAAUCCAAUUACUCCUAUAGAAUUGUAUAGAGCAGUGCGAGAUUCUCAGCUUCUUGGUUUGUCAGGUUAUUCUAAAGAGGGUCUUCCAGUUAUUGCUAUUGGUGUUGGGCUCAGUACAUAUGACAAAGCAAGUGUCAAUAAGUAUGUGCAGUCCCACAUCCAAAUGAAUGAAUAUAGAGAUCGAGUAGUGCUGCCCCAGGCCACAAAGAAGCAUGGGCGAUAUAUUGGCACAUGCAUUAAGGUUUUGGAUAUGACUGGCUUGAGGCUUUCAGCACUGAACCAAAUCAAGCUUCUGAGUAAUAUAUCCUCGGUUGAUGACCUGAACUAUCCAGAGAAGACGGAAACAUACUAUAUUGUUAACCCACCUCGAAUAUUUUCAGCUUGUUGGAAGGUUGUGAAGCCCCUUUUGCAAGAGAGAACAAGGAGGAAAAUUCAAGUGCUGCAUGGUAGUCCAAGAGAUGAGUUAUUGAAGAUAAUGGAUUACUCGUCCCUCCCCCACUUUUGUAGAAAAGAAGGCUCUGGAUCAUCCCGGCAUUCUGAGAACGGGGUAGUCGAUAACUGUUUCUCCCUCGAUCACCCCUUCCAUCAACAGCUCUACAACUUCAUGAAGGAGCAAGCCCUGCUCAUGGAGUCGGUGGCCCCGAUAAGGCAGGGUUCCUUCCAAGUUGCAAUUCCUGCCCCGGACUCAGAAGACCUGAAGAUUGCUCGGACCAUAGAAUCGACGUUCCACAUGUUUGGGAAUCAGAAUGGCAUUGUUCGUUCACUAAGUGGACUAAAAGUAAGUGGUAACUGAAGGCUGACUUAUGCUGACUACAACCUCUGCAGAGAAGAUGCAACGGUACUAAGAGAAAUGCCCCUUUCUAUUACAAGAGGGGAUUUUCGUAUUACGGCAUUUAGUUGCAUGCAAAUGCAAUCUGCUUGAUGGAGGCUUUGUAGGGGAGAGACCCUGUGCACCACACUUUGAUAUCGUUAAUUAGUAGUAGCCGACCACUUUGAUUUAAAUUCUAAUGAUGUAAAAGCUUGCAUGCCGUAUUAGCUGGUAUGUGUCUGGAAUCAUUUAAGCCUUCCUGAAAGUGCCUUUCCUCCUAAAAAGUGAAGGAUAAGAAAUCAUGUUGCUCGCGACUGGCGAGGCAAUAUUUGCAUUUCCUUGGUCCUGGGUGGCUCAUAUCACAUAUGUUAUGACAGUGUAAAGUCCUUUUCUGUAUUCCCCAGCUGAAGUUAUAUGCAGUAAGAAGACACUUAUUACUUA
Messenger RNA from Eucalyptus grandis, 1815 nucleotides. RefSeq names its product phosphatidylinositol/phosphatidylcholine transfer protein SFH9. The coding region runs from base 346 to 1359 and encodes 337 amino acids. The record is from RefSeq and is a predicted model, not a curated record. Lineage: Eukaryota; Viridiplantae; Streptophyta; Magnoliopsida; Myrtales; Myrtaceae. The transcript is spliced from 11 exons.